Molecule: messenger RNA, 958 nt
Organism: Drosophila grimshawi
Lineage: Eukaryota; Metazoa; Arthropoda; Insecta; Diptera; Drosophilidae
Product: pupal cuticle protein Edg-78E
Exons: 2
Coding region: 410-871 (153 amino acids)
Cellular component (GO): chitin-based extracellular matrix
Molecular function (GO): structural constituent of chitin-based larval cuticle
Source: RefSeq, a predicted model, not a curated record
UUAAUUUAGUCAAAUUGAGUUUUGGGUGUGCCGGUUGUUCCGCCCAUCACGGCGGGGAAGUACAAGGAGGGAGUAGCUCGACAUUGACACUGCUGCAUGCGGCGAUGCUUUUAGUUUCUUUCGCUUAACUUUUAGCCCACUCAAAAGGUUGACGUCGAAACGGUUUGGGGCUGCUGUUGCUGCUUUUAUGCGUACACAGAUUCUCCGGUUUUGGUCAAUUCGGGUUAUUGGACUGCUUUUUUAUUGUUAUAGUUUUUUAGAUUAAUUUAACAAGCAUCCGACGUACAAAUGGUUGAAUCGAUCAGGUUUUUUGAGAAUUGUGAUUUUUAGUAUAAAUUCGCUUGCAAUUCACAACUAAGUCAGCAAUCCAGCUUGUCUAUCAGUCGAAGAUACACAAAUCAUUUGAAAGAUGUUCCGCUUCCUCCUUGUAGCCUCUGCAUUCAUUGCAUGCGCCUAUGGUGCAUCCUUAAGCAACGAUGCCUAUGCCACUGCCAAGAGCGCUAGCGAUAUCCGUCCAGAUGGCAGCUACAGCAACAAUUAUGAAACUUCCAAUGGCAUAGCUGCUCAGGAGCAAGGAGUUGGUGGCUACUCUGCAAGUGGUGGAUACUCUUACUACUCUCCGGAAGGACAACUCAUCCAGGUCUCCUAUGUUGCCGAUGAGAACGGUUUCCAGCCAUCAGGUGCCCAUCUGCCCACACCACCACCAAUUCCAGCGGCUAUCCUGAAAUCCUUGGAGUACAUUCGCACUCACCCACAAUACGACGAGGCGGCCCACCAGUCCCGUAACGUCCAACAGUUCCAACAGCCCCGUCAGUACCAACAGCGUCCAGACUCCAGGCGGUUCUCCAACCAGCGCAAACUUGUCGGUUAGGAGUUAAAGAGUCUCUCGAUUUUCUGAAAGCCUUGUUGAUAUGUAUUAUUUGAAAUAAACAUAUGUAAUGUGGAGUAUAUACUGAAA